AUGCCUUCUGUGAUUUCAUACAUAGUGGGUGACGAAGUAAAAUGGUCUCAUUACCUAACUCAGGAACGUUUCCACGAACAGAUUGCACAGAACCCCGCACAGCCAUCUACACGGAAACCACGGGGAUCUAAAUGCAGAGCUCCGACCUUGGCAUUGCCUGGUGAAGAGCUGUGCCUUGUUUGUGGUGACAAGGCAUCAGGUUAUCACUACAAUGCACUGACUUGCGAAGGAUGUAAAGGUAGAGAUGUAACUCAAGAACCACAUAAUUAA
Molecule: messenger RNA, 270 nt
Organism: Strongylus vulgaris
Lineage: Eukaryota; Metazoa; Nematoda; Chromadorea; Rhabditida; Strongylidae
Source: the annotation of a GenBank genome assembly